Molecule: messenger RNA, 1452 nt
Organism: Neopsephotus bourkii (Bourke's parrot)
Lineage: Eukaryota; Metazoa; Chordata; Aves; Psittaciformes; Psittacidae
Gene: FEZ1
Product: fasciculation and elongation protein zeta 1
Exons: 10
Coding region: 107-1291 (394 amino acids)
Cellular component (GO): axon; cytoplasm
Source: RefSeq, a predicted model, not a curated record
CCGCGUGCGCAGUGCAGCGCACCCCCCCCCAACACUACCCCCCCCCACGGGUGCGGCGCGGAGGAUGCGGGGCCGAAGCUAAGGCGGCACAUCUGCGUGGAGGAGGAUGGAGGCACCUCUUGUAAGCCUGGAGGAGGAGUUUGAGGAGGGGCCCGGGGUUGAUGGGGGGACCCCACAACGCACUGCAGACCCGGCUCUGGCCGAGCUGGAGAGCUUCUCGGCUGAGAUGAUGAGCUUCAAGUCCAUGGAGGACCUGGUGCAGGAAUUCGACGAGAAGCUGACCGUCUGCUUCCGCAACUACGAUGCUGCCACCGAGGGGCUGGCCCCUGUGCGGAGCCAUCUCCAGGCACAGGAGGAGGAGGAGCGCCUCCAGGAUGAGGAGGUCUGGGAUGCUCUCACCGAUGGUUUCGCCCCCCGGAGCUCCCCCCGGCCCUGGCUGCUCUCCGGGGCUGAGGCCUCCGAUGGCACCGACCACCAGCUCUGCGAGAAGGAGGAGGAGGAGGAGGAGCUCACUGAGAGGAGUGAGCAGGACUCGGGCAUCAACGAGGAGCCGCUGCUGACAGCUGAGCAGGUCAUCGAGGAGCUGGAGGAGCUGAUGCAGAGUUCACCUGACCCCGAGGCUGAUCCUGAGGGGGAGGAGGAAGAGGAGGACGAGGAAGAGGAAGAGGAAACUGAGGCUGAUGCUAAAGGCAAAGGCAGUGGUGGGAGCACGGAGCCUAUCGUUCUGCGGGAGCUGCAUGCUUUCUCCCCUGCCUUCAACAACAACUGCUCUCACGAAGUGCUGGGCCGGCUGUCGGCGCGGGAGCUGGUGGCGGCGGCGGGGCGGGCAGAGGCAGCGAGCCGGGCGCUGUCCGCAGAGCUGGUGGCCCAGUUGGCUCGUCGGGAUGAGCUGGCCUUCGAGAAGGAGGUGAAGACGGCGUUCAUCGGGGCGCUGCUGGCCGUGCAGGGGGAGCAGCGGGAGCAGCGCGAGGCCGCCCGGCGCCGUCGGCGCGACAGGGGCCUGAGCCUGCAGGGAGGGCGUCCCGAGCGUGGGAACAACAUGCCCCGGAAGCGCUUCAGCAUGGAGGGCAUCUCCAGCAUCCUGCACUCCGGCCUGCGCCAGACCUUUGGCCCCACCGCCAAUGAGAAACAGUACCUGAACACAGUGAUUCCCUAUGAGAAGAAGGGGUCUCCACCCUCUGUCGAGGACCUGCAGAUGCUCACUAACAUCCUGUUUGCCAUGAAGGAAGGGAAUGAGAAGGUGCCCACACUGCUCACGGAUUACAUCCUCAAAGUGCUGUGCCCAACCUGAUGCCGCGCUGCCCUUGAGCCCCCCCCAACCCCGACACCCCCUGAAAAUGGGGCUAAACCCGAGGAAAAUGGGUCACCCGCGGCCCCCAUCCCCACCCCUCCCCCCCGCACUGCCCCCACCUUUGCACAACUGGGAAAUAAAUAAUUCGUUUCAUUAAUUAA